AUGACACCUCAGGACACUUUGGAGUACCGCCGGGACGUCGUUGCGCUGGUGGUUUUCCACAAGGCCCAGGUACAAGGAGUACCACACCGGGCGAGGCUGAGGUUCCCCCCGGGAGAGGCUGUGAGUGAUACGAGAACGGUACUCUCCAGCCACGAGCAAGUCGGGAUGCCGAGGUCACGCGCCAGCCAGCACCAGAGGACCUUCACCUCCAGUGUCCCGCCUGGGGAACACGGUCACUGCAGCAGUGCCAACACGUCUGGCGGCAGUGUACCGGCACCCAGCCGCGGCCGCUCAAAUCGCAGUUUCCAGCAACCAUUACGAGUCCUCCGAUGUCCGCCCUUCCCUCAUCUCUCACCGCCGCUGCUGCCGCGGCCGAGGUUUCCCGACGCGACUCCAACGACUGCACGUACCCCAGGGCGUCACAAACCUUCGCCCUCUCCACUACAUCAGCUGAUUAAUCUUGGAGCCAGAUCAUCAGCUUCCUCUUGGAUCCGAGGUAAAGAGCAGCCAGCUGAGAUUCUCCAUGAGGGUUUCUCUCUCAGCGAGGCCCGUUUGAAGCAAUCAAUCAGCUCCGUAUUCUCCUCCUCCUCCUCUUCCUCGCCCAGCAGUACGGCGAACAACAGUGUCCUACAGGGGGGCGCCGUGUACCCGAGCAGCAUGACACACCGGGUGGUGGGGGCAGGUUCAAGUGCCGUCUUCACGCCUCCGGCCAGGUUCAGCAACACAGUUCUCCCCUCCUUCGCCAAUACCACCGUCACCAACGUUACCGUUAUCAGGGGAAAGACUGCCUACCUCCGAUGCCAUGUUCUUAAUAUUGGAACUAAGACAGUAUCGUGGGUGCGGCAUGAUGACAUACAUGUACUUACGGUGGGGCGCCUCACUUUCACCAACGACGACCGCUUCGAAGCCAUGAACAAGCCCGGUUCGGACGUGUGGUCGCUGCGCAUCAAGUUUCCUCAGCUGCGGGACUCUGGCAAGUACGAGUGCCAAGUAUCCACGAGGCCCACCCGCUCCCGCGUCAUCACCCUCAAUGUUGUUGAGCCUCAAGCGGUGAUACCUCCCGGACCCGAGCUCUAUGUGGACCUGGGGUCACCUCUUAACAUUACCUGCCAGAUAUCUGACAGCCCAGAGCCGCCACAACAUCUGUUUUGGUACCACAGAGACAAGAUGGUGUCGUUUGAUGGCUCGCGGCAGGGCGUGUCGAUUACCACGGACAAAGGCCCCGUCACCACAAGCAUCCUCCUCAUCCAAGACGUGACGGCCAACGACUCGGGAGUGUACAUAUGUGCGCCAGAGGGUAUGAAGGAAGCGUCAGUUAGAGUCACGGUGCUCAACGGAGAACUACCGCAGGCGAUGCAGACGGGAUCCACCUGUCAAGCGUGUGGCGGUUCCUACCUACUACUCCUUUUGACAGUAGUCUACUUGUCAUUGCUGUGAUUCUCCUAGCUUCCUGAUGUGUCACCAAUCAUUGCCUUCAACUCGGCCACCGAAGAAGCUCAACAUCAUCUUUUAAUCAAGAAUUAUAAAGAUGAGACUCAUGGGUUCAUCGUAAUCAGUUUCUAGUUUAAAAGUUCCGUGGCAAAGGUGACAUUCAUCGUUAUAUAUAUCACUUAUUUUAAUAGUGUCCGAUUUUUCUACACUGACAGCUUACUGAAUGAGAGUGCAAAAUCACUGACCACGAAAUACAAUAAGCAUGGUGAGUUCUUACGGCUGAUAAAUGAACAUUCACUUGUCUGAUAAAGCGGUUGCAGGAAACUUAUCUUUUAUUACCUUUUAGUAAACUGAAUGGGCUGAAAUACAGUACGAACUUCAGUCUUAGAGAAAAACAAUUAUUAGAAUAACUAUAUUUAAUAUUUUCGUGUAUUCAAGAUUUGUUUAAUGUCAAUAUAUUUGUAAUUCGAUUUAUGAUUAUUUCGAAAGAAGUGAGAAAUAUACUGUACCUUAGUUUAUGGUGUUUCUAAUGUUGCAUGGUGUAAAAUUAUGUUGCGAUAAAGUGUGUUACUCCAUAGUGCUGGUGAUCGGGUGAAAGGAAUUUCAUAUUGCAAUGAUGAUUGGUACAUGGCGUGGGUUAAGGUAUAACUCCAACUGUAUGCCCGUCUUGUUAUUUAUGUUUCUUUGUUAUUAACAGGUCCACUCUAAGAUAUCAUUUGAAUUAAAUACGAUACAUAUCAGCAAUGACUGUAACCGUAUGGUUUCAUGAAGAAUCAUAAAUGCUCAAGGUGAAUAAAUGAAGAACCGGGAGUAAGGGAAGUAAAGAAAUGAGAUCAAGUAAUGGAAGUAGCCAAAAAUAAUAUUCCAAACACGGCAUGUAAAGUUACAUGCAAUUUAACUAACCAUGGACCAUAAGGAAGCUAAUGACUGGUAAGCUUUCACAUAUGGAAGGGUAAUUAGAAAUAUUGAAGACACCCUAGUGAGCACUCAGUGGAGCAUUCUACAAAAAAUGCAAAGUUGUUCGGGUUGGAAAUCAUCAUGUUGUUCAAACAUUCAAGCCUGACGUCAUGGCAAAAAAAAAAAAAAAAUCAUGAUAUAGCCAUUAUUUGUUUCACCGUGAGAAUGUUAAAGUCUUGAUGUGACGUCAUACAAUUUCAAACCGGUUUAAUGUGCUUGAUGACCCUGAAAAAAUGUGAGAUAUCUUCAAAUGUAAAAUUCACCAAGUUGUUCUAGAGUGCACAUUGAGAUAUCUAAUAUCAAGAAGUGAUUUUACCUCGGGGAAGACGCUGGGGAACAUGGAGAAGGGUCGUGCUGCCAGGCUUACUGGGAAGUGAGACCAGUAUAGGGUUAUGAUACGUAUGACUAGCACUCACCGGCAGGAGACAAAGAGAGAUGUCUGAAGUUUUGCUAAAGACUUCAAGGGCUAUUUUAAUGUGACUGACUUCCAACCUGCGUACCGAGCCUUCUCUCUCGGUAAAGCACUAAAAGAAUUGCAGAUGGUUGUCUCAUAUCAGACUUGCAUAGGUAGAGGGUUCGUUGGGCUAAGAACAUUAAGCAACUGAACAUGGAAACACCAUCCGAGCGGACGGCUCCGAAUACAUGGGUUACAAAGAGUAGAUGCUGAUCCACCUAUUCACGAAACCCCACCCUUUAUUGACAAGGUUAGAACGGUUGUCACAGGGCUGAAGGAUGGAAGGGUAAAUUGCGCUUAAAACAACAGUGUGAAACUGCUCAAAGCAGAAGGUGCGACCAUGAACCGUGGGUUGCAUACAACAUUGACUGUGGUAUGGUAAUCUGCAAUAAAUCGUCAUGUCAGGAUGAGAGGUCUGGUCGUUCCCUGUCUGGAAAGAGGACUGUCAGGAUUGUAAUCGCUACCACAGUAUCAAACUGCUCAGUGUGCCAGACAAUAAAAUCUGUUCAUGCAUGUGACGUGGUCAUCGGGACCUCUGAAAAUUUCACGUACCUAGGCAGCAUAGUGUAAAACUACUGCGGAUUACACACGACAAGAAGCUUAUGGGGGACUGGCUUGACACAUGGUGCUGUGGAUUCGCUCACCAUGAUUAUAUGACACUGUCGAUACCCGUGCGAAGAGACAAAAAAGAAAUAAAGUUGCUGUGAAGAAUAGACUGAAUAUUGACUUGAAGAGGCAAAUUACUGCCUAUGAUAAGACUUGUCCUCGCAAACUGAUAGGAUAUCGCUGGAAUGACUGUUAAAUUGGUAAUUACUCCGUGAGAUUUAGUCGAGUCCAAUUAUCUCUAUAAGUCUCAGGAUGUAUGGAAGUGCCACACGCUAUCCAGGAGUUGAUCCUGCUCACCAGAAUGUUUCUAAAAGAGACAAGUUCGAGUGGAAGAGGCAAAUGGGAAUCUAAAAAAAAUGCGUCAUAUGAACAAGUUGAUGAAGAGGGUCAGCUUUUGGGUAGCUUGCCAAAUGCCCUUAUAGUAGGAGUUGGUAUUAACGGACUAUGCAGGUAACUGACCUCAAAUCAGUCUCACGGAAAAAUCAUCGGUUUGACAGAGUCAUUUCAAAGGUAUGCCAUGUUUCUGGGCAGGCACUUAUCACCAGAGCCAUCAAUCCGCCGCUUCAUGUCAUUAUUCGGUGUCCAUGUCUCACAGCCAUAGAAUAAUCUCUGUCCUUCUAUACAGGUGUCGACAGCGCCAUAUACUCGUGCUGAGUGAGUCCGUUACAGAUUAGGCCAAUCCAACCCGCCGGAUGAGUUCCUGGCGAGACCCGCCGUUGUUCUAAACUAGGUAUGUGAAAUUUUCCAAGCUAUUAGUGGCCAUGCCACAGGGAUGAACAGACUGUACUGUUUAAUUUACCAAGCCUCUAAACACUUAUACCUUGGUCUUCACCCAGGAAACCUGGAGCUCCUAGGGCUUCGCCUCCUCCUGCAUUGCCUCGAGAACCAUCACCAAAACAUCCAGCGACUCCGCAGGUAUUGGUAUAUCCCCGGCAAGAACAAGGUCGAUGACGUUCAUAUUGACAACAAAUGUUCCAUAAUGGUACACAAAUGUGCCUAGUCUAUACAAGUGUUGAAAAGUAAUGGGGCAAGUUCACGCGCGACUCUCCUCGACUAUUCUCCACCGUCUCCGCCAAUGCAAAGUCAUUCCUAGAUCCCGGGCGCUCUCUAAUGCGCUCCUCUGCAGCUUGAAGAGUUUCUCAUUUGAAGGUAUCCCACAGUUCUACACUGUCCUCAAGGGUGCUGAGCACUAAAAACCGAUUUGAAACUCACUGCAUAUUCAUGAGCACAUGCCUGAUCUUUCGGUCUCUCGGGAUGGAACACAGUAUUUUAUCUUCUCGUGAUUUUUCGUGACCUGACAUGAAGCUUGAGCGUUGCAACAAGCUAGUUGUAAAGAACUCAGCACUUCGGAAAUCCGAAAAGUUCUGAAGAAUCCUUCAUCUGGUACUUAACUGGAUGUGGUCAAUAAUCCUUAGUUACCCUUCCAGCAUUGCUAUAUCAAGUCCGGCGGUGCAGCUCUGGUCUCUGAUUCAAAGAACCUGCAAUUCUGAAUAUCUUUGAUUCUGCAAAAUUCAGGAGGAGAGAGAUGUUGAUUUUCAUGGUACCAGGACCAAGGGAACCAACACAUGACUGAUACCCAACCCUGUCAGUGCAUAUAGUAGCAUUGGAGUCAAUUAAGAAAAUAAGUGUGGCCCGUGGGAGGCACUGUUCUAACACGGAGUUAAAUGUGGCGUAGAACACCUCCUGCUCUUCAGUUUUACACAUCUCGGUAGGAGCGUGCACUGCAACAAGAGACAGGAAAC
Messenger RNA from Eriocheir sinensis (Chinese mitten crab), 5190 nucleotides. RefSeq lists its product as uncharacterized. Gene Ontology annotation, biological process: synapse organization. The transcript has 7 exons. Bases 1 to 1437 code for a protein of 478 amino acids. Gene Ontology annotation, cellular component: neuron projection membrane. NCBI's taxonomy places the organism in Eukaryota, Metazoa, Arthropoda, Malacostraca, Decapoda, Varunidae. The record is from RefSeq and is a predicted model, not a curated record.